AUGGAUGCAGAAGAUCCACUAUAUCCUGAUACAACGGCCUUCAGCCAAACUUGUGGGGGUUGCGGCCGAUCUUUUGCGCAACUCAACGCCUUCACCAACCAUUCAUCUAGCUGUGGGAGAAAGAAGAGGCUAUUUUCUUCUACCCUCGCAUCAGCACAGGAAGCAUACAGAAAACAAAAGCAGCGCCGCCUUGAAGAACGCCAGAAGCUGCCAUUCGCACCUGAUGUUCAAGACAAACAGCCGCAGGACCUGAAUACGCCGCCUGUCAGCAUUCCAGCAAUACUUACGAACCUGAUGAUUCUCGCUCUCUUGCCGAACGCAGAGUUCGCCACAAUAUUUGUUUACCUGUGUGCUUUCGCGAUGAGCAACCUCAAGCGCAAGCUGCGCUUCCACCUCCAGAAAUGUACCACAAUGAAAAUCCGAAAACUCCUUACAUCUCCCCGCAAUGUAUUUGGACUGUUCCAGCAGUACGGGGCAGAAGGAUUCCCCACACAUGACCCCGAGGUGGAGCAGCAGCACACCGCUCUCUCCGAAGUCGCAUCCGAUCAUAAAGAAAUACUGGUGGGAAGUGCUAUCUUUGGCCCCUAUCCAAACAAAUCCGCAUUUCUUCUUGGCGAAUGGUACUGGAACGACGGGAUGCAGAAAACAAAGGCAGGUUUUAAACGGCGGGAUUUUAGGCCAGAAGAUAUCCAAGGUGUUCCAUGGGAUGCUUUGAACGAGCAGCUGGGGGGAUCAGAGGCAGCUGGCGAUGUGGAGGACACAUGUGCCCCACCCAUUCCUGCAGAAAUCCACAGGAAUCCACCGGAGUCCGCAGGAAUCCGCAGGAAUGGGACAGGAAUCCGCAGGAAUCCACAGGAAUGGGACAGGAAUCCACAGGAAUCCACAGGAAUGGAACUGGAAUCUGGUGAAUUUACACUAAUAUACACUUCUUAUUUAGUUAUCCUCAUCAUCCUGGACUUCUUCAUCCAAACCCAAGUUAUCCUCCUCACCUUCUUCUGGUUUCUUCAUCUGCUUCCUUUUUGCUAG
Molecule: messenger RNA, 1026 nt
Organism: Laccaria bicolor S238N-H82
Lineage: Eukaryota; Fungi; Basidiomycota; Agaricomycetes; Agaricales; Hydnangiaceae
Exons: 5
Coding region: 1-1026 (341 amino acids)
Source: RefSeq, a predicted model, not a curated record